Messenger RNA from Pimephales promelas (fathead minnow), 2571 nucleotides. It is a transcript of the gene ush1gb, whose product is annotated as Usher syndrome 1Gb (autosomal recessive). The record is from RefSeq and is a predicted model, not a curated record. NCBI's taxonomy places the organism in Eukaryota, Metazoa, Chordata, Actinopteri, Cypriniformes, Leuciscidae. Gene Ontology annotation, molecular function: protein binding.
GAAGCGCACGUGAAAUCUCGUCAACACACACACACACACACGACAGAUGACCGUCCGUGAGCCGGGGUAGAGGUUCAUUCGCCGCCAUGAACGAUAAAUACCACCGGGCGGCUCGAGACGGGCACCUGCACCUGCUGAGAGAAGCGACGCGCAAAGACCUGAACGCGCCGGAUGAGGAUGGGAUGACGCCGACGCUCUGGGCCGCGCACCACGGCAACGUGGACGCGCUCAGACUGCUGGUGGCACGAGGUGGAGAUCCAGACAAAUGUGAUAUUUGGGGAAACACUCCCCUUCACCUGGCGGCAGCUAACGGCCAUCUGAACUGUCUGUCCUUUCUGGUGUCAUUCGGUACCAACGUGUGGUGUUUGGACAAUGACUACCACACGCCACUGGACAUGGCAGCUUCUAGGGGCCACAUGGAGUGUGUUCGAUAUCUGGACUCUAUCGCCGCCAAACAGAUCACCAUCAACCCCAAGCUGGUGAGCAAAUUGAAGGACCGUGGCUUCCGUAAUGCAGAGAAACGCAUUUUGAACUGUGAAAAGCUUCAGCGCAAACAUCACAAACGCAUGGAGAAGCAUUUCUUGAGAGAGAGCGCUGCGAUGGACACGUCGGAUACGAUGAGUUACAGCAGUUUCAGCAGCACCUUGAGCCGAAGGAUCCCCCAGUUCAACACCCUCGACUCCAACAUGACGUACUCGCAGGCAACGCUUCAGUCCACAACUAGAGGCCGGACCAAGAUUCUGCGGCGUCUUGAGAAGAAGAAGCAAGGGGAUGGGACGUUCAAGAUUUCCGAAGACGGUCGAAGGAGUGUUCGCUCGAUCUCUGGUCUUCAGCUGGGCAAUGACGUCAUGUUCAUGAAGCAGGGUACAUACGUCAGCCCACGCCAGCAGUCCAAUCCUCGCCUCAACAUCCGUAACAUGUUUUCUGGUGAAAAGGACAUACGGGAAGAUGAAGAUGACGAUGAGGUAGACACUGUUUCCCACGCACUCAGCGAUCCGGGUCUAUAUGAUGCUGCAUACUCCGAAAUAAGUACGGAUUCCGGUCGGGAUUCUUUGUUCAACCGCCCAGGACUCGGUACGAUGGUAUUUCGUCGCAAUUACGUGUCUGAUGGGCUGUUUCGAAUGGGACGAGAUGAGGGUAGCGUGGUGGGGAGUGAACCAGUGGGACGAGUCCCGAACGUCCGCUUACGAGGGAGAUUGCCCCUACGGUCACCCAGUCUCGAUGACGUCAGCAUAGGCAGCUCGUUGAGCCUCCAAGAGAGGAAUUUACAGGAUUUGCCAUGGGAGGAAGGAGACCUCGGUUUGGAGGAGGAGGAUGACGAGCUACAGCCAUCAUCGGCUCCUUUGGAAGUGUUCCUGGCAUCUCAGGGACUGAGUGACUUCUUGUCCAUCUUCAAUCGAGAGCAGAUGGACCUGGAGGCGUUGCUGUUGUGCUCUGAGCAGGACCUCGUUAGCAUCCACAUCCCGCUCGGACCCCGCAAAAAACUAUUGGAUGCGUGCAAGAGACGCAACAACGUUAUCGACAGAGCUGACGGCAUGCAAGACACUAUGCUGUAAAAGAGUGUGUAUGUCUGUUCCAAAACCUAGCGUACACCCUUGCUCACUGCAUAGGCUACAUGAUACCCAAAGGAAAGGUAAAUCAAUUUUAAUUAGUAUUUUUAUCAGUACUACUUAAUAAGCAGCAUUUCUCUCAACUUGUCCACCAUUUCGGAUGUAUUAUUUCUCUGAGCUCGUUGCAUUCUAGGAUUUCUUUCUCUGCAAAUGAUACACUCGAUGCUGUCUGAGAAUCUGGCCAAAGCAAUGCAUUUCAAGAUAUAUUCAAGAUAAUUACCUGCCUGUGCCUACUUUUUUGAACCACUUCUCGCCAGGAGCUAGUAUGAUCUCAAUUGACCCUGUUCAUGGUGUCUUAAGGUGAAUGGACAUCAUUUCAUGGGCAUCUUAUGGUCAUAUUAUUCCAAAUAAAACAAUGUGUUUGGCUUAGUAUUUCUAAGCAACAUACAUUAACUUUCUCUUCCUCUGAAAUUACUUUGUUUUUCUGCUAGCGUCUGUGCAGGCUGUUGAAUAAUAUUAAUAUAGCCACACCCUACUUGUGCACUUCUGUUAAACAAUGCUUUGUCUAAAACCUGUUCAGUCAAUACCAGAAUGAUAAAAUCAAUUUCCAUCCUUCUCUUCCAAUCACAAAUCCUGUUUUAUUUUGAAAUGCGUGAUAUUGCGGAAGUAAAAUGGGUUGCACAAUGCAUUUCACAUAUUUAAAAUGCUUCUAAUACCUGCAUUUGGAACUGAGCCAUUGUGCGUGAGCACAUGUGUGUGUGUAUGAGUGAGUGAAACAACUGCCUCCCAGUGGCUGGGAGAAAAACUACAGGUCUUCCAUAUGGUCACACAUCACUUUCUAUCUCUAUUCCUGCUCACAAUGAGGUUAUACUUGGAGAAUGAGGUGGUCAUGUGGUUACCCUUUUCGUUUUGUGGUAUAAUUUGCAUAAACUCUUACCAGCUUGAGGUUUAUCCAAGACACUCUGUGAAUUGGCAUGCAUAUGGUUACUGUAUUUUAAGACUAAUUCAACUCAAUUCAGAC